UGCUCCUGCUGCCAUCUUGAAGCCCGUGCAGCUGCAGGAAGAGUCGUGGCAACUCUUCCCCAGUUAAUGUCACUUCUUCCGAUUUCGUGCUCCUUGGAGAGGACACAGUAUGCAUCAAAAGCAGAGGAUGGAGCCUGUGACCUUUGAAGAUGUGGCUGUGAACUUCAGCCUAGGAGAGUGGGCUUUGCUGGACUCCAGUCAGAAGAAGCUCUACAGAGACGUGAUGACGGAGACCUUUCUGAACCUGAUCUCCAUAGGGAAUACAGAGGAAAAAGAAAAUAUCGAAGACAACUACCAAAGUCUAAGGAAAAAUGUGAGAACUCAGGUGGUCGAGAGGAGUUGUGACUCCGGAGAUGGCAGUCAAUGUGGAGAAACCCAGCAACGAAUUCCAGAGCAUAUCAUUCAUAGAAACACACCUCCUGAAAUAUCAGUGUAUGAAAACAGUGUGCUUGCAAGAGACAUCCUUGUUCAUUCACCUUCACAUGUGCACCUCAGAUGUGAAACUGCAGAGAAACCCUCUAGGCCUCAGGAACCUGUGGAGAAGGCUUUUACACGGGACAAGUGUUGGAAAGAUUCUACUUACUCUGAGUCCUUUCAGACAAAUCAAAGUCUUCCUCGAGAGACACCCUAUCGGAAUAAUGAAGCCUAUAGGAGUCUUAAUUCUGACCAGUAUUGUGAGCGAAUUCACACUGGGGAUAAACUCCAUGAAUGGAAGCAAGUUGAGAAAGCCUUCUGGAGGUACAGUUACAGUCAAAUAUAUGAAAGAAUCACCAUUGGAGAGAAACCAUUUGUGUGUAAGCAGUAUGGUGAAGCCAUGAUUAAUUCCAAUCACCUUAUUAAGCAUGAAAUAAUUAACCCCGAAGAAAAAUGUUAUACCUGUAAGCAGUGUGGGAAAGUAUUCAGAUAUUCCUCAUCCCUCCAGAAUCAUGAGAGAAUUCAUAGCGGGGAGAGGCCAUAUGUGUGUAAGCAGUGUGGAAAAGCCUUCAUUCGUUCCUAUGACCUCCUUAUCCAUGAACGAAUUCACAGCGGAGAAAAACCUUACACAUGUGAGCAUUGUGGGAAGUCAUUUACCCAUUAUAGCGGCUGGUACAGUCAUGAAAGGAUUCACACUAGAGAGAAACCCUAUGUGUGCACACAGUGUGGAAAAGCAUUUUCAUGUUCCACGUCAUUUCGGAGGCAUGAACGAAUUCACACCGGAGAGAAACCUUAUCUCUGUAAGCACUGUGGGAAAGCCUUCACCCAUUCCAGUGCUCGUUACAUUCAUGAGAGGAUUCACACCGGAGAGAAACCCUAUGUGUGCAAGCACUGUGGGAAAGCGUUCCUCCGUGCCAGUCAUCUCAACAACCACGAAAGAAUCCACACUGGGGAGAAACCCUAUAUUUGUAAGCAUUGCGGGAAAGCCUUCAUCCAACGUGAUGCUUGUUAUAAUCACGAAAGAAUUCACACUGGAGAGAAACCAUAUGUCUGUAAGGAAUGUGGAAAAGCAUUUAGGAUUUCCACAUCCCUUCGUGACCAUGAAAGGAUCCACACUGGAGAAAAACCUUACAUAUGUAAUUACUGUGGGAAGGCAUUUAGGGUUUCCACAUGCCUUCACAAACACGAGCGAGCUCACGCUGAAAAGAAACCCAGUGGGUAGAACUUAAGACCAUGUGUGUCCUGUGGAAUUAUCUUUGCUCAACUUGCUGUUAGGAAAAGUGUAACGCAGGGUCAGUCAGAUGGCUCAGGGUGGGGGGGGGGGAAAGCACUUGCCCCAAGCUUGAGCGACAUAGUUGGGUCCUCAGAACCCUGUGAAGAGAGAGAACUGAGUCUCCAAGGUUUGCCUCUGACUCGCACACAUGCACGGCCAUUUGCGUGCGUACCCUCACAUACACUUAGAAAGAAAUGGGAUAAUUGAAAAUACCCUUUAAAAUCUUGGGUUUCACCGUGCAGCCCUUUGGUUGUCCUGCAACUCACUCUGCAGACCAGGCCCACCUUAAACUCAGAGGUCCACCUGCCUCUGCCUCCUGAGUGUUGAGAUUAAAGGUGUGCACGCCACUGCUGCCUGGCUUUAAAAUGCCUUUUAAUAUUGUUUUUUAUUUUUAGUUUUGUGUGAGUGUGUGGGUCUGUGCAUGCGAGGGCUGGAGCAUGCAGAGACCGGAGGUGUCAGAUUUCCCUGCAGCUGGAGUCACAGGUGCCUGUUUCCCAUGCGACUGCUGGAAAGCCAACGUGGGUCCUCUGGAGAACAGUAUCUGCUGAGCCAUCUUUCCAGUCUCUUAGGUGUAAUUAAAAAAUCUGGAAAGAAAUUGCUGGAACAUGAGACCUUAAAAUGUGUAAAUUUGGGCACAUGUGAAUGUGAUGCGGAAUAACAGCCAGUUCCAUCAAAUGUGCUAAGGCACGGGGUUUUUUUUUUUUGAAAAUUACAUUUGGAAUAAAUUACAAUUCACGAACGUUAGGUUUACAUAGGUGUAUGCGCAUGGUGUCCACAUGUCAGGGUGAGCAUGUGGAAUUGGACAGUUCUCAGAAGUCAGUUCUGUGUUUUCCGCUCUAUAGGUCCUCAGAAGGAACUCAGGUUGCCUUCAAAACCAGUACCUCAGCCUGCUGGGCAGGCUCGCUGUCCCUGCUUCAUGCUUUUACUCAGUAAAGAAGUAGAUGCUAAAAAAUUACAAAAUUGAAUACAGUGGAUUCGAACAUACCUGGGAGAGUUAAGAACUCAUUCCAACCAAUGGGGGAAAAAUCAGCAUUAAAAAUAAUAUAAAUUGCAUGUUGUCUCAAAUGAGGUGAAAGGGGAUUCCCUUCUGUAUGUUGUAAAAGCAAGAAAAUCGAGCACCCCAAACACGUUUUCUUUUGAAAGUGUGAUUUUGUGGAACUUGUGAUUUUGCCUAUCAUUUCUGCUGUUCAGAAAACCAAGGUUACAAAAUCCUGUCUGGAAGAACAGCAGUGGCAGCAGUUCACACCACAUGUAUUGAAGUGAUUUUUUUUAGUUCAAUAAAUCAAUUUUUGUACUGAAAUAAGUUCCCUCGAUGAAGAACAGGCUGGAUGAUAUUAAAGGUGUGUGCUACCAAGUUAUGGUGAUUGAUUGGUCUUAUUUCAAUGGGCAUUUUCUGAAAACCAAGUGAGGUAGUACCUUUUCCCAUUUCAUGUGAAACUGCUUGAUUUGUGAAACUUAAGUGAAUUAUAAGAGUCCAGAAAAUUUAGUUUAUUUGUAGUUCUUUUGAAUAAUUAUGGGUCAUUUGAAGUUGAAAAUAGGCUGCUUGUUGACUGUUAGUGUUUUCAGUUGUCCUUACGUGACAGGUUAUAUUUUCUUACUAUUCUUAAUUUAUUGGCAGUUUCCUUAAAUUUUAUGUACACUUGGAUUUUUUUUUAAGAUUUAUUUAUUUUAUUUAUAUGAGUACACUGUAGCUGUCUUCAGACACACACCAGAACAGGGCAUCAGAUCCCCUUACAGAUGGUUGUGAGCCACCAUGUGGUUGCUGGGAAUUGAACUCAGGACCUCUGGAAGAGCAGUCGGUGUUCUUAACCACUGAGCCAUCUCUCCAGCCCACACUUGGAU
Messenger RNA from Apodemus sylvaticus (European woodmouse), 3529 nucleotides. RefSeq names its product zinc finger protein 501-like. Gene Ontology annotation, cellular component: nucleus. The coding region runs from base 110 to 1636 and encodes 508 amino acids. Gene Ontology annotation, molecular function: DNA-binding transcription factor activity, RNA polymerase II-specific; RNA polymerase II transcription regulatory region sequence-specific DNA binding. The record is from RefSeq and is a predicted model, not a curated record. Gene Ontology annotation, biological process: regulation of transcription by RNA polymerase II. The transcript is spliced from 4 exons. Lineage: Eukaryota; Metazoa; Chordata; Mammalia; Rodentia; Muridae.